This is a messenger RNA of Hypoxylon trugodes, 1638 nucleotides long. RefSeq names its product MFS general substrate transporter. Bases 1 to 1638 code for a protein of 545 amino acids. The record is from RefSeq and is a predicted model, not a curated record. Gene Ontology annotation, molecular function: transmembrane transporter activity. NCBI's taxonomy places the organism in Eukaryota, Fungi, Ascomycota, Sordariomycetes, Xylariales, Hypoxylaceae. Gene Ontology annotation, cellular component: membrane. Gene Ontology annotation, biological process: transmembrane transport. The transcript is spliced from 6 exons.
AUGGGAGCCCGCACGGGUGAGACAGCGGAAAUUGAAAAUGCGCCGACUCAGCAGUCACGCGAUGGCGGUGGUGAUGAUGAUGGAGGCGGAAGGGAUAUUGCCGGCUCGUUCUUAUCUAAGAAUGCUGCGGGGCAACGGAUUGUUGUGACGCCCGCAGAAUCAGCGCGUGUGCUACGGCGGAUUGACGCCGUCAUCUUGCCUAUUAUGUUGACGGUGUACUUCCUUCAGGGAUUGGAUAAGGCGACACUAGCGUACUCAUCUGUGUUCGGACUGCUUACCGACACGAAGUUGGUGGGCGACCAGUAUAGCUGGCUGGGCAGUAUUGUGUAUCUCGCCCAGCUUGUUAUGCAGCCGCCGCUGGCUUGGUUGCUGGUGCGUCUGCCCAUCGCCAAGUUCACCAGUAUUAUGGUACUAUUCUGGGGUAUUUCGCUCGCCUGUAUGGCCGCUGCGCAUAACUUUGGGGGUCUUAUCACCACACGUUUCUUCCUUGGUGUCUUUGAAGCUUCAGUCGCGCCUAGCUUUGUUGCGAUUACGCAGAUGUGGUGGAGGAGACGGGAACAGACGGUUAGGACUAGUUACUGGUAUGCUAUGAAUGGAAUUACGAAUAUGUUUGGCAGCUUGAUUACCUAUGGCUUGGGUCACAUUUCAUCGCGUCUCCGAUCUUAUCAGAUUAUAUUUAUGUUCUUUGGGGUAAUCACUGUUGCAUUUAGUUUCGUUAUGCUGGCGUUUAUGCCGGAUUCGCCGAUAGAAGCAAAGUUCCUCAAUGACCACGACAAAAUAAUCGCUGUUGAACGACUGCGCAUGAACCAGAUGGGCGUUAUAUCGCGCGAAUGGCGUAAUGAUCACUUCAAGGAGACCAUGCUUGACCCUAAAUCCUGGUUCUGGUUUGCGCUGUUGUUCUCUAUCAGUAUCCCAUCUGGUGGAAUUUCAACCUUCGGGCCCUUGAUCGUCUCGACUUUCGGCUUUGACCAAUUCCAAACUAUUCUCUUCAACAUUCCUUUCGGAUUCGUCCAGCUUGUAGCCACUGUUGGUGGGGCUUUCCUCGCCCAGAAAAUCAAGAUGAAGGGUCCCGUCAUCGCGGGUCUCUGCCUACCACCAAUAGCAGGGUGUGUGAUGCUAAUGGUACUUCCACGAGAUGUAUCUUCCAGAGCACCCCUUUUAGUUGGAUAUUACCUAAUCUCGGUCUACCCAGGAAUAACCCCGCUUAUUUACUCCUGGGCCUCACAAAAUACCGCCGGUGACACUAAGCGGAAAUGCACGAACGCCGUACUCUUCAUCGGCCAAUCCGUCGGUAACGUAAUUGGCCCGCUUCUCUACACGCAGACCGAAGCACCGGGCUAUUCCCGGGGUCUUCGCUCGAAUCUCGCGCUCUACGUUGCUAUUAUUGUGCUUUCUGGCCUUACAACCGCAUAUCUACGACUCCUAAAUGCGGGCCACGCGAAGAGGCGCGUGGCUAUGGGAAAGAGCGCCAUAAUCGUUGAUACGAGCUUAGACUCCGCGAAAGAAGUAGCAGCGCGGGAAGAAAUCAAUGCUGCUACGGCGGAAGCGACUGGGGGUGAGGAGGUGGAGAGGCCGGGCGAACGGGCGUUUGAGAAUCUGACUGACUUGCAGAAUGAGGAGUUCGUAUUUGUUUAUUGA